GCGUUAACAGUGCUCCAUGGUGCUCCAUUUUUGGUCAUAUGAUCAGCAAAGGCUUAGUUUGAUUGGCUUAUAAAAUUAAAACUGUCCCAUGUUUGUUAGAAAGCUGGUAACUUUUGAUUUACAGAAUAGGGACGUGAUACGGACUUCGUUCUUUGUUCAUCAGCUGUAUUUUGCGACGUUCUAUGUUUUGAGUUUCAUCUUGACAGAUCACUGGAUUAGAAAUUGGAAAUGAAAGAAUCUGUAUUCAUUUGUAUUGUAAGGUAUAAUUGUGUAGAUAUCAGACGUUUCCUUUAAUGUUGAGUUGUUUUGAAUGUUGACAACGGCUUUCUAAAUAAAAAGCAAUAUUCGAGUGACAAAAUGGUAUCGUAGCAACUGAUACAAAAUGCCUCUGUUGAUAUACAAGGCUGCUUAAUGCGUGAAAAAUACUGUGAAAAUGGGCAACUGUUUCAAGAGAUCAACAACAGAUGAUAUUUCGCUGUUGAGGGGAAGUGACAGUGUUCGAGAGUCGUCAGCUGAUCCGUUGGGCCCCCCAGCAUACCAGGAAACGUUGCCGAUUCAAGCAGUUUCUCCAGUCUACCACUUGUCUCCAAGUGUCACUAGGUCCAUUACACAGCUGACAGAAGAGGAACAAGUGAAAAUAGCAAAAAGGAUUGGGUUGAUUCAGCACCUUCCUACUGGGACAUAUGAUGGCUGUAAAAAGGUUAGGGAAUGCGUAAUCUGCAUGGGUGAAUUUGUCGUGGGUGACCCAUUGCGAUAUUUGCCCUGUAUGCACACAUAUCACUUGACGUGCAUUGAUGAUUGGUUGAUGAGGAGUCUUACUUGCCCUAGUUGCUUGGAGCCGGUAGACGCAGCUCUACUCACCAGCUAUGAAACCAAUUGAUGGCCAGUGCCUUUUGUAUAUGAUAGUGAAACACUGUGAUUCAAACUGUUUCUUUCAAUCAGAGUGUAUGGUUUUAUGAAAGGGAGGCUGUGAUAUAAUAUUUAUUUAGCAAACAUGUUGUAUUUAGAUAUAGGUUCCAGCCAAUAUGGUUUGACUUCUAGAAGUUUUAGUUUUGAACGCAUAUGGCUGGCUCUUAGUCAGAAAAGAAAACAGAAAAGAUUACCUGUGGAUAUGUCAUGGUCAAACCAAUAGAUCUGACUGGUUCAGAUUUUGGGGUGAGCAACUGUCUUGGUCGAAUGUCAUAUUCCCUUUGACCCCAUUCCCUCUGCUAAAACGAGGGAACACUAUCAUAAGAUGUCAAGGUCUACUGAUGGGGCAGUGAUCAUAUGUAGUUUAACCUCUUCCAGAUUCGCUCUACGUCUACUCAUUUUGCGUAGGCGUGUACAGUAUAAUUUUCUGGCAUUUUAAUAAUACUCGAAUGAGUAUCAUGGCAACGACUCACGCGUUUGUGAAUAGCAAAGGAUCGGAUUCGUAGACUUUGCCAUGCUGUGAGCUCAAAAAUUACAUGAUUUUUGGCAGAGACUGUGCUUACUAUGUCAAUUGAAAAUAUAUAAUUUCACAAUUCACUGAAAAUGAAUUGCACUUAAAAUUGACGUACCGUAUUCCUAAAAGUUGUAAUGGUAUGCAUAUUUGAUUCUGAAAUAAUUCAUUUUUGAAGGUUGCGUCCAUAUUUAUCUGCGGAUAGCAGUGCUAUUUCAAAUUUGUAUAAAUAUAUGCAGUUUUAGAUAACAGUGUCAAAUGAACAGUAGUACGACUUAAAAAAAUAUUGCUGAUUUUUUGUGUCCAGAUUUUCCAUAUAAAUUAAAAGUCACGUAGACUCGGCCAAUAAUAAAGGACGCCGGCUGUAUCUCGGUAACCGCUCAUUUUAAUCAGAUGAACAUUUUGAUACGAGAAAAUGCUUAUUCCAAUUUUAAAAAAUCGCCACAAUAACCGUUUUAAUCGGCUCAAUUUUCCGAACUUUUUUGUUUGUCAUUUUGUCGUAUUUUAGUUAGUUUAGGGUGGGGAAGGUUGAGUGCUUGGUGGCUAUUUUGGGAAGCUACAAAUAAUUUCCAGCAAUUUUUCUUGCCCACUUUCUUAUACAUUUUGCAACCUAUACCUCUAGGUUGAGCGGUUGCCGAGAUACAGCAGGCGUGCUUUAUUAUUGAGUCACCCGGUAGAUAAUGUGCUCUGUCAGACUAAUUUGUUGUUGAAUAUUUGACUAGAUGUGUUCAAAUUUCUAGAUAGCUUGUUAUAUUUCUCAAAUUUUCUCAUGUUAGCUGAAGAUACUUGUACAAUAGUUGUAACAUAACAGUUGUCAGCAACUUUGCUGCAUAGUUGAACUCUCUAAGUGAGUAUGGUUUCCUACUAAAAUCUUUGUACUAUAAUGUAGAGCUUUAACAAUGAAAAGGAGGUCUAAAUUUAUAAAAACUCGUCCAGAGUGUUUCAAGUUACCCUUUAGCAGUUUUCAGUCAUUUUUUACGAACAAUGUGACACAAAGUUUCGUUACUUAUUUUACAGUGGAAUAAAGAUUUUUGGAAUUUUUGAUACAAACCAAAGGUUUUUGCUGUUUAACUAGUGUAUGUAUGUAGUUGUUUUGUUAUGUUCUUUGAUUUUUUUUUAUAUAUUUGGUUUAUUUUGGGCACAUUGGUUGAGAAUACAGUACAUUUAAUCCAGCUAGUAGUUGUGAACAUCUUCAACCUAUUUAGAUCUGAAUAUCAAAAUCGCCUCAACUUUUCCAGUAUUCGUAGAUCUCAAAAAUAACGAAUCCACACGUGACUUGGUAAAAUCUAAAUACGCUGGCUUUUUAUAAAAAACAAUUCAAACGACAUCUUUUUGGGGUGAACAAAUGUUUUGUUUGUGUUAUCGGAGGUGUAAUGGCUCGUGAAUGAUCCAUUAUAUGUGUUUUGCCUUUCGAUACAUCAAUGCUUUGAUAGUCUGCGAAUACAUAAUUUCUAGUUUCUAAAUGUGCCAAAGAAUUGGAUUUUUCAUUUAAUUUUUUUUUAAAUUCGUAGAUUGGACAUGCAGUGGAUAAAUUAGUACGAAUUAAAAAUCAAUCUAUAUUGAGUUACAUUAAAAAUUGCUGAUUCAGAACUAUCGGAAACUACUUUUUGUUGAGAAGCUGCCACUCGUGGUACUUGCAUUUUCUACGACUUCAAACCCCGCAGGGUUGUAUCUACGUCUACAAAAUUACGACAGUCUGGCACUUGGGUUAUCACAAUUUUUGUAGACGUGGACCGAAGACUUAUUUGCUUAAAUACAAUCUUAGGAACAAAAUACAUAUCCUGUAUUAAUUGUUUUACUAUUAGUGCUUGAACCCAUCUAUAUUUCUAACAACACAGUGAAUAAUGCGAUGUGUAUGCUUUAGAACUAUGUUAAAUGCACUUACUAACAUCUAUUGUAACUACCGCUUUCACAUCCGAGUUAUUUUUAGUUGAUAAAGGGAUUUUCAUGGAAGCAUAUACGGGGUGAUUCACAAGACGUGCCCAAAAAUGAAACAUCAGAGACAGGUCCGCAUCUUGAGUGGGGUCUUCUAUGUAACAUUUUUUCCUCCAGUCCUGUAUAUGAUAUUUCAUUUUGGGUCACGACUUGUGAAUCACCCUGUAUACCAGGAGAAUUGAAAAAACAACCCCAAAACUUGACGCCUGACCGAGUACCAGCUACUGUGGAUCAGGCUUGCUAGACGCUAAACUCUUUUUCUUGUACCAGACAUGUCAAAUUUCGUACAUUCAGCACAUACUCUUUUAGACGGGUGAAGAAUAUGGCGUCUGUUUCACACAGAACACAUUAGUAGUAAUUGAAGAGCGAAGAGAUGGGUUUCCACAAAACAAGCACAAAAAUCAUUCAGACUUGCUACUUAAAAAAAAUCCCAAAUCAACAUUAAUUAACGGAAACGUGUCACUUCCCCAGAUCAUUAUAUCCCAAAAAAUCCUCCAACCCUGUCAAAGCACCACUGGUACUCCAGGCGUCAAGUUUCGGGUCGAUUUUACAGCACGAAAAGCAUUGUCUACUUUCUCCUGGUAUGUAGGCUCCAUGGAAAUGCACUCCAAAUGUCCAUUGUUAGGCGUUCGAUGAAAAGUCAGUCCAUGAAUUCGUUGUAAUGCUACCCUUGCUGUGAGAGUUUGAAAGAUAGCUAUAAUGAUCGAGAGUAAAGAGUUUUCCAUAACCGAUGGGUCGAUUUUGAGACGGAUAUACUUAGUCAGUGUUCUGUAACGUUCAGCGAAUUCGGUAAUCAACGUUGUGUACGAAAAAUGACGUCAUCGGCCGAAAACAUUUGAACGACGUCAUAUUCCUUUCAAAUGAAAAAGGAAAUCGUUACAGUUUGUUUUAUUUCAACAUGGAUCCAUCCUUAUUGGAAAACCCUUUACAAUACAUAUUUCCGAUUAGUCUUAUUUUAUUUAUCGAUUAUUGUAUUUUUCCUAUCGCUAUAUCCUAGUUUAUUUGUAUAGAACGGUCAUAGAAUUGUAAUGACUAUAUAUAAAUACUGAAUAAAACAAAUAUUUCGACCAUUUUGUAACCCAGAAACUCGUUAUUAUUUGACCUCUCAUAACUUACUAAUAGUCCAGAUAGUAUCUUCGAAUUGCCCAAUCUGCAUGCUGCUAGGCCUAAAAUUGUUUCAAUAAUUUUUUCAACAAAUUCCAAAAAAUGUGUUGCCCUGGUAAGUGUUUUUCGCUUUUUUAGGCCAUUUUGAACAAGAAACGUACUUCAGAACUUUUCUCUCAAGUUGAUAAUUUUCGAGAUAUACGGCAAAAAAGCCAAAAUAGACCCUUAGAUGAAGAACAAAGGACAAUCGUGGACAUGUAUACAAUAGAGGUUCUGCUUAUAGCGUGUGCAUCGAAAACACCAAAAUGAAAACUGCCCAUCACAUCUGGAUACGGGUGUAAUUAGAAGGAAAAAAGGAGGGAAAUACAACUAAAAGCCACUCCCUAAAAUGCUUUGGGAUUUUGUUAAUGGAUAUUUGGACAAUAUUUAAAAAGAUUGGCAACUUUGAGAUUUCUACUUUUUCAUAUUGUUUUUCAGGAUCGAAAAUGACAUAUUUUGCACUUUUUCAAACAUUAAACCACUUACAUGGCACUUUUUCAAACAUUAAACCACUUACAUGAAGUUUUAAAGAAAAGUUCUUAGGCAGCUUUUUUGUUCAGAAUGGCUUUAAAAACCUAUUACCGCUUUGAAAGGAGCGAAAAGGACAUUUUUUUAAAUAUGUUUAAAACAAAACUUUUAUGAAGCAAUUUUGGGCCUGUCAACAUGCGGAUUCAUUAACAGGGAGGGAUCGUUUUCAAAUAAGAUUAUGCAAAAAAUACGAAUCAGAAUUUUUUCCUAGCAGAUGUGAAGAUAGUGCUUGGACUAUAAGUAAUGAACAGUCAAAAUGGUUUGAAUAUCUUUCUUACUGGAAUGUCAGUUCGCUUUCAAUAUAAUUCAUACUGAAUCUCUAGUCAA
This is a messenger RNA of Acanthoscelides obtectus, 5353 nucleotides long. NCBI's taxonomy places the organism in Eukaryota, Metazoa, Arthropoda, Insecta, Coleoptera, Chrysomelidae. The record is from the annotation of a GenBank genome assembly.